Molecule: messenger RNA, 2268 nt
Organism: Alosa sapidissima (American shad)
Lineage: Eukaryota; Metazoa; Chordata; Actinopteri; Clupeiformes; Clupeidae
Gene: me1
Product: malic enzyme 1, NADP(+)-dependent, cytosolic
Exons: 14
Coding region: 292-2058 (588 amino acids)
Biological process (GO): malate metabolic process; pyruvate metabolic process
Cellular component (GO): mitochondrion
Molecular function (GO): malate dehydrogenase (decarboxylating) (NAD+) activity; NAD binding; malate dehydrogenase (decarboxylating) (NADP+) activity
Source: RefSeq, a predicted model, not a curated record
AGGCUACAUUGAUUCAUUUAGCAGUUUAUCUAACAGAACAUAAUGUGGGUAAAUGUUACUGAACUAUAACCUAAUAGUAGCCUAGUCUUUCAUCAGCGUUAGUGAGACGAGUCCUAUAGCGCAAUCGUCGCCCUGCUACAGCUUACUGAUAAGGGCGCAUGACAGUUCUGACUGGUAGCCUAUCACUGCGCUGCCUUCCAACCUUUCUAUGUGUCCGAUAUCGGCGCAUCCACUUGUUGAGUUCAAACAGUCCAGUCAGUGGUAGGCCCACACUAUUUAAAGGGCGGAAACAUGGCACGCGGUUUGGUCAAAGGAGAAUCGGUCGAGUCGGAGAUGCAUAAGUCAGAAGACCAAAGUAAGACCUUUGUUUACACGAAGAAGAGGGGGUAUGAUGUCACACGCAACCCCUACCUCAACAAGGGCAUGGCCUUCUCUCUGGAGGAGCGGCUGCAGCUAGGCAUCCAUGGACUGCUGCCCCCUUGCUUCCUGAGCCAGGACGUCCAGCUGCUGCGGGUGCUGCGCAACUACGAGAUGAAGAAGGACGACCUGGACAGGUAUGUGUUUCUGAUGGGGCUCCAGGAUCGCAACGAGAAGCUCUUCUACAGGGUGCUGACAUCAGACAUCGAGCGCUUCAUGCCCAUCGUCUACACCCCCACCGUGGGCCUGGCCUGCCAGAUGUACGGCCUGACCUUCAGGAGACCCAGGGGGCUGUUCAUCACCAUCCACGACCGCACCCACAUCUCUACCCUGCUGCAAAGCUGGCCGGAGAAGGACAUCCGGGCGGUGGUGGUGACAGACGGCGAGAGGAUCUUGGGGCUGGGUGACCUGGGCUGCUAUGGGAUGGGCAUCCCCGUGGGCAAGCUGGCGCUGUACACAGCCUGUGGAGGCAUGCCCCCGCAGCACUGCCUGCCCGUCAUGCUGGACGUGGGAACCGACAACGAGGAGCUGUUGAAGGACCCCCUGUACAUUGGGCUGAGGCAUAAGCGUGUGCGUGGGCAGGCAUACGAUGAGCUGCUGGAGGAGUUCAUGAAGGCCGUGACAGACAGGUUUGGCAUGGACUGCCUGAUUCAGUUUGAGGACUUUGCCAAUACCAACGCCUUCCGCCUGCUGAGCAAAUACCGCAACAAAUAUUGCACUUUCAACGAUGACAUCCAAGGCACAGCUGCGGUGGCAGUGGCCGGGCUCCUCGCUGCCCUCCGCAUCACUAAGAGCAAAAUGACAGACCAUACCAUUGUCUUCCAGGGAGCGGGGGAGGCUGCCAUGGGCAUAGCUGACCUGAUCGCCAUGGCAAUGGCGAAGGAAGGACUUCCACUGGACGAGUGCCUGAGAAAGAUUUGGAUGGUCGACUCCAAGGGCCUCAUCGUCAAGGGCCGAGACCACCUGACCCAUGAGAAGGAGCGGUUUGCCCAUGAGCAUCCUCAGAUGAAGCACCUGGAGGAUGUGGUGAAGCAGCUCAAGCCCACAGCUAUUAUAGGUGUGGCAGCCAUUGCUGGUGCUUUCACAGAGCAGAUAAUCAGGGACAUGGCAUCUUUUAACGAGCAACCAAUCAUAUUUGCUCUCAGCAACCCCACCAGUAAAGCUGAGUGCACUGCUGAGCAGUGUUACACCAUCACAGAGGGCCGAGGCAUCUUCGCCAGCGGAAGCCCGUUUGACCCCGUGACCCUUCCCGACGGCCGCAAGUUCUACCCCGGCCAGGGCAACAACUCCUACGUGUUUCCUGGCGUGGCUUUGGGAGUCGCAGCCUGUGCCGUCCGAAACAUCACGGACGACAUCUUCCUCACCACUGCCGAGACCAUCGCUGACCUGGUGACAGAAAAAGACCUUGCCGAGGGAAGACUCUAUCCUCCCCUCACCACCAUCCAGGAUGUGUCCUUGAAGAUUGCCGUCAAGGUAGUAGAGUACGCAUACAAGCACAAGAUGGCCACGCUGCGCCCUGAGCCUGAAGAUAAGGAGGCCCUUGUGCGCUCACUCAUCUACAGCACUGAUUACGACGAGUUCGCCGUCGACUCGUACCGCUGGCCAGAGGACGCCAUGACCAUCCAGAGCUGCAAGUUGUGACGGACAUGGUCACCAUGGUCAGGCGACUGGGAAAGAAGGAGAGGAGGAAGUGGAAGAGAAGGAGGAAGAUGAAUUAGCUUUAUCGAUCGUAGCACUGUUUUUACAUGUUCUUAAUGCUUUGUACGUUGGUGUGUGUUGCCCCCUAUCUACCCCGAAGGAAUCUAAAGCAGUUAAUGAGGAAUUAACUCAAUAAAGGUGUUUUUAUUACCA